AUGUAUGAUGAUUUAGAUUUUCCAAUGUGGCUUGAAGGUCUUGGUUUAAAACAUCUGACGCGUUAUUUUGAAGGAAAAAGGUGGGAAGAAAUAAUAGAAAUGGAUUGGCAAGCAUUGGAUGUUUUAGGCAUUGAAUCUCGACUAAUCCGAGCGAAAUUAGUUAGUCAUUUUUGGAAAGUUAAAAGGGAUAUUGCUAUUAAAAAAGGAAUAACCUUACCAGAAAAAAAAGAAGAAAAACAUAAACGAGAGCUUACUGUGGACGAGAGGGAAAUUAUUGCUCAGCGCGAAAAAUUUUACAAAGAUAAUUAUAUUAAUAUUAAUUAUAAAUUAUUAGAAGACUUCCCCGCAUGGCUUGAUGGACUUGAUUUGAAAUAUCAUAUUUCACAUUUCGAAGGAAAAACUUGGAAUGAAAUUAUCAAUUUGGAUUCACAGGGCUUAAUAAGUAUUGGUGUCAAAUAUUUUACGCCCAGAGAAAAGUUGCUUACAUGUUUCUGGUUUGUCCAACGUGAUCUUGCAAUGAAACAAGGUACAAAGUUGCCAUCAAUAGGAUUAGUUAGACAUCGGAGGUUUUUUAAAGAUCGACUCGCUGCUGGAUCAAUUCCACCAGAAAUGUUGGCAGAAAUUCAAAGCAAAAAAGCC
Messenger RNA from Dentiscutata erythropus, 639 nucleotides. NCBI's taxonomy places the organism in Eukaryota, Fungi, Glomeromycota, Glomeromycetes, Diversisporales, Gigasporaceae. The record is from the annotation of a GenBank genome assembly.